AUGGAGUCUGGAAUGAAGUUUGAUUCACGUCGAGUUUGGUUCACUUCUGACGACCAUCAAAAUAAUCAAAAUGUUACACCAAUGGAAAGUGAAAAUGAUAAUGGUUUUAUAUUAGUUAAACGGAAUAAGAAAAAGAAAAAAAUUGAUCUUCCACAAAACCAACAACCUUCAUCUUCAUCUUCAUCUUCAUCAUGUUCUUCAUCACCAACAAUUUCAACAAAUGGAUCCACUUCUUCAACAAACACCAACAGCAUUAUUAGUUAUGUUCAACCGACAAGUGCUAUUGCUGUUCAUUUACAACCAAAUUCACGUGAAGUUAAUGCACCUGUUUCAAUUAUUAAUACAGUUAGUAUUGAAAUAUCACACCAAGCACGACAGUACGCGGAAACGUGUUACGCCUUUCCGCCAUUCAUCAUCAAAUUCCAACAAGACAUUAAUGAAAGUUCAAUAUUAAAGUAUUUAAUAUCUCAUUAUUCUUACAACUAUAAUUUCAAAUUGAAUUUCGCUGGUCAUCGAUUAAAAUUUAAACGUAAUCUAUUAUUAUUUGUUAAUGAUCGUGAAUCGUUUUCUAUGCUUUAUGAUGCAUCAAAAUGGCCGUCGACUAUCGAUUCACUCAAUUUUGAAAAAGUUUUACCUAGUCAUCUACCACCUCAAUUUUCAUUAGUUCUUAAAAAUGUUCCAUUUGAUACAGAAAUUGAUACAUUAUUAACAAACAUUAAAUCUAUUUACCCGAAUGUAAUUAAUGCUCAUCGAAUUCUUAAUAAAAAUCAACAACCUACCACAUUAGUUAGACUUGACAUUAACAAUAUAAACGUUAUUGAUGAACUUUUUGAUUUAAGUAACAACUAUGCUGAUCAAUUUACUCGUACACAACAAAUAAUUAUGAAUCACAAUCGUGAUAUACAAUUGCAACAAAUCGACGGUGCAUUUCAACGUGAUUUCGUAAGUCAAUUUAUCUCUCCAAUUUGUCAAGUAAUGGUAGAAGUGAUCCCGGUCUUAGUCAAACAAAAUGUUCUGAAUGACAAAACCUUACUUUGUCCUUCGUUAUUAGCACUAUAUGCUAAGUUAGCGAAUGAUCUUCCGGUGUGGACAAAUAAAUACUUACAAAACGAAGAUACAAAAUUAAAACUCAUCAACGAGUUUAACCCGAACAAUCAACAUCCGUCGGUUGGUUUCAUCAGCAACAAUCCACAUCAACCACUCUCCAAUCAACAACUCCAACAAUAACUUCCUACAAUCUGUCCCCUUUUGCUGAAGUAUUUACCCCAACAACAGUGAAAAAGAAAAGCUUCAAUGUUGAAUAUGCACUUUCCUGUUCUUCUCAAUACCUAUCUGCUUUUGACUUUAGUUUAUUAUCCGAUAUUGUUAAUGAGUGGUUUUCUCUACCUACUCUCUCUGCUUGUUGUUCUCACUGGAAAACCUUCAGUAAUGCUUGUACUUAUUCGCUGUCUCCUCAAUUUCAGAUUCUUCUUUUCAAUGUAAGAGGACUAAAAGGAAGGUGGGAAGAAGUCUUACUAUUAGCUGAGAAAUACCAAGUAGACUGCAUUAUCUUAACCGAAAUAGGAGCAAUCGAACAAACACAAAUAAAACAGAUUUUCGUCAAUUUUAAGUUUUUCUACCAAAAAGGGGAAAAUUCGUGGGGAGGCGUCCUGAUGUUGUUUAGACUGAGUAUACCAAUAGUACACAUAAAAUCCGAUAUUCCUAAUGUAUGUGUUGUUGAAGUUAAACUUGAAAGAACAAUACGUAUAAUCGGUGUUUAUGCUCCGAAGAGUAAAACAUGGGAAUGGGACCACCUUUCUCGAUACAUCACCGACGAAUGUUGUAUAUUCGGAGAUUUUAACAUCGAUCUAGAGAGUAAGGCUGAUGAGAGAUUUGCUAAAAGUUUAUUGGAUUGGUCUGGAGCACUAGCACUUGCUCCAGUUGUGCACAACUCCCCCACAUCCCUUCGAUCCGAUAGGAUUAUUGACUAUGGAUUCACACGUAGUAUCCCGCUUACGAUUCAAACUUGUGUUGAUAACACUACCAGUGAUCAUAAACCGAUCCCGGGAGUACUAAAUUGUGAAAGCAAGAAAAAUGCAUUAGGUAGUGAUACACACUGGAAAGUCUUUCACUAUUUUCUCGCAAUGACCUCAGAAUUUUGGGAGCAUGAAAGUAAGCUCUGCUCGACCAAUGAGUAUUAUAAGAACUUUGUCACUCCACUGGAUUGCCUAAAAACUCGAUGUACAAGCUUUUUUCCGAUAAAUAAGUACCGCACUGCGAUUCCAAAGGAACUGAGAAUGAAAUUAUCCUAUGUACGUGCCUUAUCAUUUCAACAUAAAAGAACGGGAGAUGUUCUAUUGCACCAAAAAAUCAAAGAAAUGAGAAGAAUAAAUAGGAAAGAGUUGAUUGCAUUCCGUUCAGGAAAACUAACAAAUGCACUAAAGGAAAGAUUUACCUCAUCGCCCAGUUCAAAUUUAUUUUGGUCCAAACUGAGGAAAAACUUUAAAAUGACUAACUCGCUCAAUGCUUUUAUAGACGAAAACAAUGAGCCCGUCAAGGAUGCUGACGGUAUGCUCGAACUUGCUGCUUCUCACUGCGAAAAGCUCUUCUGUGAAGCUCAUAUAUAUCGCCCACAUCCCUAUACAGAUAGUCCGGAGCUACACUGGGAUAAUUAUGAGGACCCGAUCCCCCCCCCCCCCCCCAUUUCUAUGCCUGAACUCAUAAAAGCUAUAUCUAAGGUGAAGAAAAAACAUUCCACUGAUGCACAUGGCAUAUCAGCUUAUAUGUUCCAAUUUAUUCCUAAUACAUACCUGAGAGCACUACUGGAGUUAUAUAAUGAAUCACUUGCCACAUACACGACACCAUCCUAUUGGAAACACGUUAAGAUGAAGUUGCUACCCAAAAAGGAAUCGAUUUGCUACGUGAAAGACACUAGACCGAUUUCUCUAUUAGAUAUUUUCCUAAAGAUUCUCGAACGGUUGUUUCUUAUUCGAUUUCAGCACGUACUUAAAAACAGAGGUAUCCUGAACGACUCACAAUCAGAUUUUAGAUCAAAUUUUAGGUUACAGACUCGUGUCCUCAAUUUGAUCGAUCAAAUCUCUUCCUUAAUGAGUACAAGCACACCCGUACCCACGGUCUUCGUAGAUUUCAAACAGGCUUUCGACCAGCUCUGGUGGACUGGAUGCCUAGGCAAACUAACUCGUCUGGGAAUACCAAAAGCAUACGUGAUGUGGAUUGAUUGCUGGUUAAAGGACAGAUCGGGUUUUAUUGAAAUGAAAGAAAAACGUUCAAGGCUCUUCCCGAUCGCCAAAGGAGGACCUCAAGGUUCAUGCUUGACCCCCGCUAUCUUUAUUACGUACCACAGCGAUAUGUGGACCUUCCUGGAAAGUACUCUGCCUAACUUUUUUGCAGACGAUUUAGCAUGUGUGCUGGGAGGUAUGAUGGGAACCAAGUACUUACAGCAGUGUCUCGACCUAGAGUCGAAACUCAAGAAAUUGCUUGAGUACCACGAGUAUUAUGCCACCUUAUCGGUACAACCGAUAAAUUAUGAAAAAACCGAACUACUUUGGUCGGCACGCGCUGUUGGUAGUCCUAGAUUUGAUAUCGCAAUGGGAGAUCAUAAAUUAGCUUGGGUCAAGAGUUUUAGAUAUCUCGGUUACCACAUAUCGUGCAAACUUGGCUGGAACAAGAUGAUUUCUUUGUACAAAAGUAAAAUUAGACAAAGAGUAGCCAUAGUGAAGUCAUGUCAUAUGUCGGCCUGUCCACGUAACUGCGUACAUUAGUGGGCGAAGUUGACCAACGCUGUUAAGUAAAACUAAUAUCACCAUCGUGCAGAGCAAGAUCGAAAUCACUCAGAAAUAUGUUCUUUUACUUCACAGAUCUGCAUUAUCGUGUGAAAAUUUAUCAUACAAAAAGUGUGAGUCUCAGAAGUCUCGAAUGAACAAAAUUAUGACAGAUUCUAGUUUUGAAAUCUUUUUUCCAAAUAGAUGUGCUUUUUUGGAACUCUUUAUAUGAAGUAGUACUACGGUCAACAGAGUAUAUGUUUAUGAAAAGAAAAGUUUGAUCCGUUGUUUCUUUGUGAAGUUAUCUAAGUUUGUAAACAUGGCACAUUGAUGAUGGUGAUUCCAUCACGAUAUUCAUCCAUAAUUCAUUUCUGGUAAAAUACAAGUGGUUUCGUUUUCUCAAAAGUGGUAUUCUAAAGAAAAAUUUUUAUGCUCUAUAUGUUGCUUUAGUUGGCGGGUUUUCAAAACGUUUUAAGGAAUUACGAACAAUGUGACGGAAUCACCUCAAAAGACCAAGUUUUUAUGACGGAUAAUAAUGAGAUCAUUUUUUCCAUACAAAACACGGGUAACGUUUUCCUGAGAUUUUGGCCCACUGUAAAAAUAAAGGCUGUUCCGAGUGAAACUUUCAGCAAAUACUCAGCUAUAUACCAGUAGCCACCACACAAAAUUUCAACUUGAUCCGUUGAACUUUUCCUUUACUUUCACCAUGCCCUAAAUGUGCAUAUAAAUAUCCUAUAGGGGUUAUCUUGUGGGCCCUCGUUCUCGACUAUACGAUUCAGAACCGGAGCCAUUUUCUUAGGGUCACUAGGAAUCACUGAGGGCUACAAUAUUGCAAGGACAUGAGGUCCAGAAAAAAUCUGUCUUCAUAUCCAUUUGAAGUACACAGUGUCAAAAAUUCUUGAAAAAUCCCUCUAGAGAUAACCUUGUUUACCUUCGUUCUCUAUUAUACAAUUCAGAACCGGAGCCACUUUUUCAGGGUCACUAGGAAUCACUGAGGGCUACAAUAUUGCAAGGACAUGAG
Molecule: messenger RNA, 4782 nt
Organism: Rotaria sordida
Lineage: Eukaryota; Metazoa; Rotifera; Eurotatoria; Philodinida; Philodinidae
Source: the annotation of a GenBank genome assembly